Messenger RNA from Chara braunii, 12703 nucleotides. The record is from the annotation of a GenBank genome assembly. Lineage: Eukaryota; Viridiplantae; Streptophyta; Charophyceae; Charales; Characeae.
GUUGUGUCAUUGCCUGUUAACAGUUUGCGUUCUUGCUCUGUUGUGGCUUAUGACAGCGUCGACGGGACGCCUGCCUUCUCCUGAGAGCCCUGGGCAUGUGCUGCACCAACAUAACCUCAACGCUCCCAGUGAGGGCUUGCCCACGGGCCGAGGCGGGUUGUUAUGCACUCAUCCACUUCCCACGCCUCAGGGAUCACGGGCGUUAAUGACAUCUCGCAGGUUGCCGGGAACUGUUGCUCCAACACCGUCUAUGCGCAUGUCCACCACCAGUUCGAAGAGGCGUCGGCUUGGGUUGCCAUCAUCAGGAAGAAAAGGCAUGAGGGCAAUAGACGAAGUCACGGAGAGCAAUUUCAAUGCCGUCAACACAGUCGCCCAGAGCGUGGCAAGAGGGCCCUGGGAAGGGGGACCCAUGACAGAAGACCGAUUUUUAUCACUCCAAGCCAACAACUACCAUCUCAAAGUAGAGGUGGCAGAAAAGGAUGAGAGAAUCAAGCAGUUGCUGGUCAGGCUACAAAGGGUGGAGGAUGUGGCAAAGAAGAAGAUAAUGGAGGAGCUGAAGCAUGUGAUGGGAGGGGAGCAGAGUCGACGCAGGACAAUGGUUGUGAUGGGGUCGAUCUCCCGCCAGUUUUAUGCAGAGCAGGAAUGUGAAAGCAAGCCAGGGGUAUGGUACAUUAACUCGCCACAGUACGGAGGGUGGAUUUUUGACGACAACUUGGAGGCUCCAAGGUGGGUGUGGGUCCUAAAGAGAGAACCUACAGUCAAGCCGGGCAUAUACCCUCCGUACGAUAGUAGGUGGAGGCAAAAAGGAGUGAGGAGGAUGGAGGACAAGGAAACGGGUUAUAUCUCGAAGCCAAUACUAGACGACUCGACGAUACAGGAUGAGCAACAAAGAUUGAAGUUCAUGGAGGAGCUCCAUGUGCUCGGGAAAAAUGCAGAACGGGGGUUUCUAGAAAAUUUGGCUGCCAGGAAUCAACAGCAAGAGCAACAUGAGGGACAAGAGGGCAGUGCAGAAAAAAUGGAGGAGGAACAGGGGGAUAACAUGGAAUGUGGGGAGGAUGAAGGGGAAAGCACAAGUGGAGAGAAUCACUCCUUAAAGAGAAAAGACCUGUCAGGGGAGAGGGAAGGAUUAGGUAGGCAAGAAGGCCAAUCGCAACAAGCUGAACGACAACAGAAGGGCACCGUAACUGAGAAUGCGAAGGUGAGCCGAACUGAGGGGUCGGAGGAUGGAGCAACACAAGGGGUGGUCAUACUUCAAAACAAUAGAUCACCAGCAGCAGGCAAGAUGGUGAUGAACAACAUUACAGUGGACGUAGCAGAGGGAAGAUGGGUGAAGGUUAACUUCGAGUUCCACGAGGAGUCAUACACUGUGUUGGUGGUAUACAGUCCCAAUGGGUUCCAGCAGAGGGCAGAGUUUGUGGGACAGCUUCAGGACAUUCUAGAGGCGGAUAAGCACUUAAUACUGGUAGGGGACUGGAAUGCUGCUGUGGAUCCUAGCUUGGAUAGAAUAUCUAAAGAGGGUAGACACUGGGAGGAUGGCUUGGCAGAAGAAGCUUUGCCAAUUCACAACAUGAUGACAAGCAGGGAUCUGGUAGACCCAUACAGACUGCAGUUCCCUGAUGAAAGACAAUCGGAUCUGGUGUUCUUCACAUUGAGGAGUGAGGAGUGGUGGGCGGGGUUGGACAAGGUGGUUGAUGUGAUGGAGCCCGUGUUCGGCCUCUUGAGGCGGAUGGAUCAGGACGGUACCGGUCCCACAAACCUUCUCGAGUAUGACGACAUGAUAGAAAGGAAGCUUAGCCAUGUCGUUCUUACGGUGGAGCAGCGGGCGAGCGUGAUGGAGAAAGUCAAAGAUCGCAUGAAGAUGAUGCGGCAGCCCGCCCACGCAACAGCCUUUUUUUUGGACCCGCGCAGGAGAGAACCGAGGUCGUUGCAUGACCAAGACAGUGCGCUUGUGCAGAAUACCAUGCGCUUUCUCUCGAGGCAGGUUGGAGGUGAAUGGAAAGGGCAAGGACACCUUGACAUUUGGAGUGACCUGAAUGAGUUCCACACCAAACCUACAAGGAACGGCCCGAAAAGGAAUGACACGAAGAUGUGGGACCCCACAGCGAAGGCGGAUGUUGACAAGAAGACACCGUCAGAAUGGUGGGCAGCACACGGUGGCGACGUGCCCGAAUUGCAGAAGGUUGCGAUCAAGGUYAUGGGCAUGUGGAGCACCGCGUCACCGRCUGAGAGRAACUGGGCUUCCAUGGACUUCAUCCAUUCCAAACGGAGGAACAAGUUGUCGCCAGAAAGCUUGGCGAAGCUAGUGUACAUACACUGGAACAUGCAGCUACUGCGUGUUCCGGAGACUAACAACAACGGAUUUGUGGACUUGUGGUGUGACUUCGUCGAGCCCGCCCCGGAGCCUGAAGAUAACGAUGGUUCGGUGUCGAAGGGGCCCGAGGUUGAGGCUGAGAAGACUGAGGAGGAGCUUGUGCGGGAACGGAGGCUCACAAAGACUCCGAAGGGAAGGGUUCCAAAAAAUCUCGAAGACAAGGACGAAGAGCUCACGGAUGACAGUGAUUUGGAUGACGAGCUGUGGAAGGGGAAGUGCGGAUUGUCGGAGGACUCGAGUGGAAGCGAAGAGGAUGACGACGAUGACUCCGAUUUUGAGCUACAACCGGAGCUAGAAGAGCCACGCCCGGCAGCAACGGAGCCCGGGGUAAGGGAAACUGCACUGUACAAUCCGCAAUCUGAUGUCGAGUUCGCACGGCUAGACACGAAUGUGGAGACGUUGCUGGAAACGAGGGUGGACGAAGAUGAGGAGGAUGCGAACUGUGCCAAGGCUAUGGCUGACCGGGAGACUGAACUCGUCAACAAACGUAUGAUGGAGGAGGAGGCCCGCCGUGCAGCUAUCCCGACCCGGAGAGAGAUCGAGAGAGGUCUCAAACAAGCCACGGAGCACCAACAGCAGAUCAAUCAGGCAUUGGAGGUUGAGGAAGAAGGAGAAGAGGAGGAGGAGGAGCACCAGGUUGAGGUGGGAGAUUACAUGGAACAGGAAGAAGAGGCGAAGGGCAUGGUGCAACCACAAGAGGGAGAGGAGAUGAAGCACCAAGAAGAAGAGGAAGGUACGGUGCAAGGCGGGGAGGAAGAGGAAAUGCAGCAGGAAGAGGAGGGGGAAGGAUUGGCGCAACAGAAGAUGCAGCACGACGAGGUCGAUACAGCCCGCGAAGACGAGCCCCAUCCCACAGCAACAGCAGUGUACACACGCAGGCCCCGGCCAGCGGAGUUUCCUGAGUCCGAGGAGAAGAUACCGGAAUUCCCCACAACGAGGGAGGAUGUCCAGCAUGACAACCUGUGGGUGAGCCGAGUGGGCAGGAAGAGAAAGGAGCCAUCACAGGACGCUCCUGCGCAGCGGAAACGUCCUCGUGGCAAACCCAGGAAGCAGAAGACCGACACGGCCACUACACCGAUUCGGCGAGCGUUGCCUGCGAGAGAUCCCAACUUACAGAAGCUGAAAGAAGAGACACAGAAGGAGAUUGUUCGGCAGAGGAGGAUUUCGGAAAUGGCUGUGGCAGAGAAUGCUGGGCUAAGGAGUCAAAUCAGCGAUCUUCAGAAGAUGCUGGUGGCUAUGCAGAAGCAACACAAGCCAGAAUUCGACUUUUCUUCAGUCCGAAGCUUGCUUGACAAAGCCAAUUCUAAUGCUCCAUCCUUUGGUCAGCCGGAGCAUAUGUCCGAGCUAAGGGGAGCGAGGUCCAGAUCCCGUUCCCCACGUUCUUAUUCACCGUCCAGGUCGCCAUUCCGAUCCUAUCGUUCCCAUACCCCAGGAACAACAUCUCCGUCGCAAUCUCCAGUUGCACGGGCCCAGGGAAGAAGUGUAACUGGAACAGGUCAACAGAGAAUCUCUCCACCACGUCUAGCACUGGAGCGUGUGAUGGAGGCAACUGAAGAGGACGCCAUGAGGGGUAACAUAGGUAAGGGAAGGCGGGGCGGUCCCUUAGCUGGUACGGGGGUGGUUCAAACUCCAUUUACGGAGAAUCCUUCCACACAUGCAUGGACACCCAGAGAUGACCAGUCUUCCGAUGCAGAUGAUCCAGCGACGACUGUAAGGCGGGAGAAAAGAAAGGCUGAUACAGUGGGGCAGAGAGAGGACAGAGAGAAAAGGAAACGACGAGAGCAAGAAACAAGUGAUCAGGAGCAGGUCCAGAUUGAGAAGCAAAGAUGGAAGGAUGAAGCAGGAAGGGAUUCCACCCAACAGAGGAGGAUGAGCAUGUCAGGUGCUGGUAAAGGUCAAAGAGAGAUGAAAAUGGAUGAGACACACAAGAAUUUCGCAGCUCCCUCAGAUCAACGAGAUUUCUCUCCAGAGGGGAAAAGAGGGAGUUUUAGGGAUCCUCAGAGAGGGGUUAAGGAGUCUAAGAGGGACAGGAGAGAGGAAACAGGUUGGGAUGUAGGGAGAGCUGCAGAGGAUGGAGGAAGACAGGUACUAGUUGAGUGGGAUGAUCUGGGAAGGGAAACAAGAAAGGAAAGGGGGAGGCAGAGAGACAUGGAAGACCAGAUGGCGAGAGAAUGGGACAGAGAACGGGGCAGAGAUGUAGGCCAACGGCAGGGUGUGAGAGGCGAUGGUGGUGGAAUGCAAAGAGAUCAAGAGGAUGAGGAGGAUGAGUUUGACAGAGUAACAGAUGCUGAUGAUGACGACAGGGAGGCUGAGAGACGCGACAGAGAAAUAGGGGAGUGGGAGAGAGAAAGACAAAGAGAGAUGGAAAGAGAGUGGCAAAUGGAGAGGGAGAAGGAUGAGGCGUUAUGGAGGGAGAGAGACCGAGCGCAGAGGGAGAGGAUACAGAGGGAAAGAGAAUUAUGGAGAGAAAGGGAGCAGCAGAUGAGAGAUCGAAUGGAAGCCGAAAGAGAGUGGAGAGAUCAAGAACGCCAGAGGGAAAAGGAGAGAGAGAGGGAGCGACAGAGAGAGAGGGAGACGAUGAUAAUAUAUGGAGAAAAGGAAAGGCUGGAAAGAAUGGAAAGAGAAUGGGAGAAAGAGAGAAGAGAAUUGGAGAAGGAACAAUAUAUGCAUCGAGAACAACUAAAGAGAAUAGAGAGAGAGUGGGAAAGAGAAAAGCUGGAGAAUGAGAAGCUGCUGAGAGCCCUGGAAAAGGAGAGGGAAAUGGAGAGGGCCAGAGCCAAAGAAAGGGAUAGACAGAGGCAGAAGGAGAUGGAGACUUUGAGAGAAGAGAGGGCCGAGAGGGAGAGAAAGGAAAAGGAGAGGGCAAGAGAGAGGGAGCGAGAGAGGUCUUCUCUCAGGGGGGGUGGAGGAGGUGUCAAGGAAACUGUGAAAAGAGAUGGUGCAAGGUAUGCAGAGCAGGAUGGCCCGGACAGGGAAUCAGCAGGGGGAGGAGCAGGGGAACGGUUGAGGGGGAGAGAGAGGACAGAGGAGGGUGUGGAUGUGCACGUGAGGAAAGAGAAAGGUAUAAAAUGGGAAGCAGAUGAGGAGGAGCAGCAGCGGAAUCGGGAAAGAGAGCAGGAAACUCGGCAGAGGGAGACAAAAGAUUGGGAGAAGGGAAGCACAAGGGCAAAAAAGGAGAGGGAGGUUGGGGAGGACCGAAAAGAAUGGGAGAGAGAGGAGAGGAAGAUCAAGGAGAGAAAGUCGGACCACGAGACUGAAUUUGGAAGAGACAGAGAUCAGGGACAACACCGUGGCAAAAAUGACGGAAAUGCCAGAAAGGAUGGGAGAGAAGGGGGAGUGCAGGAACGAAAGGAGAGAGAGGGGCGGACGAAAGAAGACAGGGAGAGAGAAGGAAGGACGAGACAAGACAGGGAGAGACAAGGAAGAGAAAAGGAAGGGAGAGAGAGGCAGGGGCGAGAGGAAGGGAGAGAAAGGGACGUGAAAAAGAGGGAGGAGAGAAAGAGGGAGGACAGGGAAAAGGAGGGAUGGAAGGGAGAUAUGAAAGAGAGGGAAGGGAGAGAACAUGAAGGAAGGGAGAGAGAAACAUGGGAGAGGGAAGGGAAGGAGAGAGGAGAGAGGGUGAGGGGAGGAAGGGAGGAGGAAGAGAGGGUGAGGGAAGGUGGUAGGCGGGGUGGAAAGGAAGAAGAAAGGGGGAUUGAUAGGAGACCAAAGGAAGGCCGGGGUAAAGAAGAGGGGGAGGAGCAGAAGGAGAGGGAAGGAAGGGACUGGGAAGGAAAGGAGGGAGAAGGAAACAAGAAGGGAGAGAGAGUAAGGGAAAGGAGGGAGGAGGAGGGGGGGAGGGAAGAGAGGGAGAGAGGAGGGAAGGAGGAAGGGAGGCAGAGCAAUGGGAGCGGAAAGGGAAGGAGGGGGGAAGAAGGGAGAGAGGAAGCGAGGGAAAGGGGAGGACGGGGGAGCGACGGAAAGGAUAGGGAAGGAUGGGAAAUGGAAGCAAGGGAGGUGGAAGGAAAGCCCAAGGAAAGGAAAGAGAAAGGAGAGAGGGUGAGGGGAGGGAGGGAGGAGGAAGGGAGGGAGAGGGAAAGAGGGGAGACGGGAGGAAAGAAGGAAGGAAGGAAGAGGGGAGAUAGCGACUGGGGAGGAAGAGAGGAUGAAAGCAGGGAGAGGGAAAGGAGGGAGAGCAAAGGGUGGGAGGGGGAAGAAAUGAAGGAAGAGAGGGAGAAUGAGUGGAGGGCAAACAGAAAAGUCAGUUGGACCAAAGAAUCAGAUAGAGAGGAGGAGGAAAGCGAAUGGGAGCGUGGGCGGAAAGAAGAGAGGGAAGGGACAAAGAGGGAAGAGAGGAAUCGGCCAGAGGGGAGAGAGAGAAAGCGGUUCCAAGACAAGGGUAUGGAAGGCGAUAGUGGAGUACAGGAGAAGGACAUGAGGGAAACGGAGAGAAAAAAAUUGGAGGAGGAGAGACUGAAGGAAAAGGGAGUGAGAGGUGAUUUGGAGACUAAAUGGGAACAGGAGAGAGACAGAGAGAAGAGAAAGACGGAGGAAGGAAAGGACUUCAAGGAGGAAAAAAGUAAAUAUACGGAGAGGGAGAGAGGAAAAAAGACCUACCAACAAAAAGAUGUAGAGGAAGAUAGACAUGACUAUAGAAAACUGGAAGGGAAAGCCAAGGAGAUGGAGAGAAAAGAGUGGGAGGACGAGGAAGUGGAAGAAAAGCGAUGGAGAAAAGAUUUGGAAGUCGAAAAGGAACAGGAGAGGGAGAUAGCGGAGAUAAAGAGAAAAGAGGAGGAGGAGGAUAGCAGUAAGCAAACGGGGAAAGAGAGGGGAGAGAAGUAUCAACACAAAGAUGAAGAAGAUGAAAUAAGUCCCUCUACACCAUGGAAGUUGGAAGUGAAGUAUCGGGAGAAAAAAGUGCAGAACCCUAAGAGGGAGAAAAAGGGAGGAGAGACCGAUGUUUCCGAGGAAGAAAAGCAACCUGAGAGGGUCAUAGAGGAGAGGACACGUAGAAACGAAGACAAGGCUAAAGACGCUAGGACAAAGAAAGGGGAGAAACAAUAUCAGCAAAAGGAUGUUGAACGUGAGCUCCGGAGGAUUGAAACUAUAUCACCAGGUGAGAGGGACACAAUUGCGAGGGAGAGGAAACAUUGGGUGGAGGAUAAAGAAAGAGUAGAGGAGGAGGAUUGGGGAAAUGCAGAGGAGGAAGACAGUAAGGAUCAAUGGAGGAAGGAAGGAAAGGCAAGUGAUAGUGAAGACAUUAGGAGAGGCAGAGAGGAGAAACAAUAUCGACAUAAACAUGCUGAAGGUAAGUGGUUUGACACAGCACCUGUAGAAAAGGAAGUGGAAGAGAUGGGGAGAAGAGAAUGGGAGGGCAGAACAAAAACGAGAUGGCAGGAUGGAGAAGUGAAGGACAGGUACGGAAAAGAGCGGGACGGAAGAAUUACAAUUGAAGAGAGAGAUGCAAGGAAGAGGGAAAGAAAAGAACUUGAUAAGCAAGGAGAAAGAGCGAUAAAGGAGACAGCAGAGUGGGAGGCGGAAGGAGAAAAAGACAGAGAGGAAAGAGAAGGACGAUGGGAUGGGGAAAUCACAGAGGAUGGUCGCGAGAAGGAUGCAUGGGAAAGAAGGAAACAAGGGAAGGGAGAGGUGGCAAAAGGUAUGGAAAGGGAGGAGAGAGCAGCAGAACACAAGAGGAGGGACUCACGAAACAUGAUGGGAGUAGGCAAGGGGGGCUCAGGGGGGUGGGAGGACGACGAAUUUUGGGACGAUGAGAUGGGAUUCGCAGGGAGAAGCCUUAAGGGUGGUAGGGGUGUAGUAAGCAAAGAGGAUAAAGUGGCAUCCCGUGAUGCUGAUAAGAGAGAGAAAAAAGAAGAGUGGGAAGGAGAGAGAAGAAAAGUAGACCCAAAGAGCAUAGCUGGAGGGGAGAACAGAUUGGGAACCAGGGAACUGGGACCUAGCAAUGCGGAGGAAGAAAGGGAGUCCCGCAGUGGGUUAAGAGAGCGGAAGGAGACAAGGGGAGAGGACGGAGAGGAGAGUGAGGGAUGGGAUGAAGAUAUUCACAGAAGUCAUGACGAUCAUGAAAGUGCUGAAAGAGAGAGGGGAAGGCGUUGGGGAGCUAGUGGAGCGAGACCGCACAAUGCAGAGGAAAAGAGGGAACCCUGGAAUGGGUUAAGAGAGGGGAAGGAGAGGGAAGAUGAAGGGGGGGAGAGAGAAAGAUGGGGCAAAGAUAAGGUGAAGGGGGCUAUUGGCCAAAGUCAUGAAGGUCACGAAAUUGCUGAAAGAGGGAGGGGAAGACGGGGGGUCGGUGUGAAGAAGGGUGUUGAACAUGCGCUAGACAAAGAGGAGAGAGGUGGACAUAGCAUUCAAGAGAGGAGUAAACAGGAAGGGGAUCUGGAGAGGGAGAUUGACCCAGUCGAUUCUGACGACCACGCUUGGAAGUAUAGUCCUCAGAAAAGGAGGUCAUCAACUGAUGUGCAUGGGCACAGCAGCGAUCCCGCUGACAUUGACAGUGGACAUGGCAUGCCUCCAAGUCCUCCCUACACGGACGUUGACAUUCGACGUAACAUGUCUCCAAGUAGGAAGCCAUUGACUGAUGUGCACGUGAGCCGCAGAGAUCCUUACCACUCUGACAUUGACAUUCGACGAGGCAUGCCUCCGAUUACAAGCCAACGUCAUAAGGAGCAGGGAAAAGACAGGUCAGCACGGGAGCAUCCACGGAGUCCUGGACAAGAGGUGACAGAGGCAGGCUUGUCGAGAAAAGAAGUGGAUGAGGGAAGACAUGUUGCAUCUGGCUAUAAAUCACAGUCACUAGGUGCCCUGUCUUCACCUCUAUACACGAAGUCCUCCAUGCCACAUAAGGGGGAACAUCUUGCCCAGAUAGACGAAUCAGAUGUUGCAAGAACACAGGGUCAUCGCACAGAAACAGGUGUGGGCAGGAAUACCCAGAGACUCGUAGGGGGAUCUGAUGAGGGGUUAAGGUCUCCAUCCCGCCAUCACCCUUCGAGUGGAGGAGGUGCCAACCUUGCCAAUGAGAUGCAUCUAGCCUGGGACAAGAUGGGAGAUCUGCAAAGAAGAUAUGAACAUGCAAUGGAUACCAUAAGUGUAAUCAAGGCCAAUCAUGCGAGAGCAUUGGAACAGCUGGAGGAAGCAAACAAGGAGCUCGCUGAGGAAAGGAAACUGACAGCCAAGAGUCAAGCUAAUGAGAAGAAGUUAGCUAUGGAGUUAGCGGCUGCACAGGAGGUGAUACCUAUGCUUGACAGUGCUCAGAAUGAGAGGAUCAAGUUGGAGAAGGAAAACUGUCAGCUGCUGGUAAAUGCAAUGACAAUGCCAAAUGGGGGAGGACUUGAGGAAAUGAGAGCCAUCAAGGCUCAGAUGAAUGAGCUAUUCAAGGAGAGGGUAACAGCUGAGCUUCGUGAAAUCGACCUGCAGCGCAAGUUGGCAGAUAAGCAACGAGAAAGCGCAAAGGUUGCUGCGUUGGAGAAGGAUGUCGCGAAACUCAGAGCAGAACGUGAUUCAGCCCGCAUGGAGGGAUUUGGGAACAAGACGAUGACAGUGUUGAACCAUUGUGCUAAAGAUACAAAAUAUCCUUUCGCCUGGGUGUUACAGCUGCCCCAUGCAAAUCGACUUCGGCCAUCCCAGUGGCCCGCCUUAUUACCCUCCCUGGAAAAUGUUGCUGCAGGCAUAUUUGGUCUUGCACAGUAUCCGGGUUACUUGCCACUUGUAAAGUUUGGUUACCUUCCUGCGUUUCCCUCCCACCCAGCCCUUUGUCUGCAUUCCGGGUUUGGUAGUGCCACGUUAGCAGCAGUGCAACAUCAGCAGCAGUGCCAUAUCAGCAGUGCCACGUCAGCAGCAGUGCCACGACAGCAGCAGUACCAACGUCAGCAGUGCCCCGACACCAUGACAGGUUCAGUUUUGGGCAUGCCAGGCCAACUGGCCAACGAGUCCAUUGCCGAGUACCGACAGAGGUUCCAAGCUCAGCUCUCACUGAUCGAGGUUGAGGAACAGCGCCAGGCGGCAGCCAAGGCUGCCCGCCUACAGGCUGAAGCGGAAGCAGCAGCUGAAAAGCAGCGGCUUCAGGCCGCAGCUGACCCAGAUGCCCAGGCCCGCCGCAAGGAGGCCCAAGACCUGCUGCAGCGGCACGAAGCCGCGAGCGUCGACAGGCUCAAGUUCUGGCAUUUUGAACCAUGCGAGGGCCACGGCGACGCAACACUGGAAGAGCAGCACAAGGAGUUUCUCCCCAAACUCGUGACCCGGUUGGUUUACACUUGUAACCACCUGCAGUCCGAGAUGGCGAAUCUCCAAUGGGCAGUGCGGAACCACAAGGAUCUGCACGAGGAUGCUACACGGGCACUUCAUUCCCGUGUACAGGACUUGGAGCAAGCAGCACUAGGACCAGAUGCUAGCGAACCUAGCAAUGCAGCCUCAACCCGCCAGCUGGAGCAACGAGUUGACCAUGUAGUCGCAAUGCUCGGCGACAUCAGCACCUUCGCCGUACCAGCCACCAUCAGCGAGCAGCUCGACACCUUGAAGACCGAGGUUCGGCAACUACACCAGCCGGUCGACAACGAUGGCAGCACCAGUGCGUCGCAGUCGUACAAGAUGCCGGCGUGUCGGAUCGAGACGUUUGACGACUAUACGGAUCAGGACCCAGUUGUCUGGUGGCAAGGCUUUACAACAGAGAUUCACUUGCACAUCUCGGCGCUGCUCCUCAACGCCAAGGGCGGAUGCCAGAUCUGGCUCAGCCACAUGGCAACCAUCCACGGUGUCCAGGUCUCCGACUUGCACAAGAAGAUCUCCUGGGACGAUAUGACGAAGGAAUGGAAGAAGCGGUUCAUUGUGGACGACGCCCCGGGGCUCGCCAUCAAUUGCCGCUUUGCCUUGACUCAAGGCAACACACCGACACGCGAUUGGCUCACAGAAUGGCAAAAGAUUGUGGCAACACUCGAUCUCGAGUUGCCAUUUUUGCAUCUACGCCGGGAGUUCUACAACCAAUCGUGUGCCGCCUUGAGCCUCGCACUCGGUGAUCGAGAACAAUACAUGACGUUCGCCGAAAUCAUUGACAAGGCGCGUGAGAUCAUCAAGACCAACCGGGCUGCUAUGCACGAGAAGUCAGCGUGGCAGCCAAACCAUGUCGGCCACAACCGUGAUGGCGAACGCGGCGACGACCUUCUCAAUAAGCACGAAGUCAGUGUUGGUGAGGGUGACCAGCAGCAAUCUCGGCAGCGGCGACCCACACCGCGACCGCGAUUACCAGCUCCGUUGAUGGACGCCAGAGUAGGGGUUGUUGACCUUCGAAACUACCUUGCGAAGAUCGACCGUAAGUUCAAGACACAACGGUAUGGCAACAACGACGCCCCAUUGUUGUACAUACACAUUCAGAUCGGAGAGGUGACCUGCAACGCUUUGAUCGAUUGCAGAGCUACUCGCAACUAUAUGAGCCAAUAUUUUAUGGUAUGCGCUGGCCUGGGGCCACGCGUUCGGAGGAAGUCGCAGCCCACGCAAGUCACAAUGGCCAACGGUCACACGCACAAGUCAAUUGACCAGUGCAUCGAUUCCGUCCCCGUGUACUUUGCCCCGCAUGAAAGCGAGGUCGUGUCCUUCUACAUUUUGGACACCAAGUUCGACAUGAUCUUGGGCAUGUCGUGGCUGCGAAGCAAGGAUCACCCGGUGAACUUCUACCGCCGCACCAUUCACAUUCGUGAUCGGAACGGAGUACUAGUCCCGUGCACGGUGCCUCCACCUCACCCUUCGAUCAGCUGUCACGUGGUGUCCCCCGCGAGCAUUCGGGCUUCCAUCACUCGGGAUGACGUCGAGGAGAUGGGUGUGUGUUUUCUCCACGCCCUCCCUCCCCAGGACAUCCCAUCGACGGACGCAUCAACGGACCCACGCAUCACCCAGCUUCUCGACGCCUACGGCGCCUACCGCGCCUACGGCGACGUGUUCGAAGCCCCGCACGGAGUAGCACCGGAUCGGCCCAUCCGCCACAAGAUCAUCCUGGAGGCCGGGGCCAUACCUGAGCGUGGUUGCAUCUACCGCACGAGCGAGGAAGAGUUAAGUGUGCUACGGGCACAACUCGACGACGUUCUUGAGAAAGGCUGGAUUCGAACUAGCUCUUCGCCAUACGGCGCUCCCGUUCUCUUCGUCCGGAAGAAGAACAAGGACUUGCAGUUGUGCACCGAUUAUCGCAAGCUCAACGAGCAAACCAUCAAGAACGCUGGCCCUCUUCCGCGCAUCGACGACCUUCUUAAAUGGCUGGGCGGCGUGAAGUUCUUCUACAAGCUUGACCUCAAAUCGGGAUAUCACCAACUCGAGAUCCGGUAGGAGGACCGCUACAAGACCGCGUUUAAGACGCGA